Molecule: messenger RNA, 1360 nt
Organism: Nematostella vectensis (starlet sea anemone)
Lineage: Eukaryota; Metazoa; Cnidaria; Anthozoa; Actiniaria; Edwardsiidae
Product: vicilin-like seed storage protein At2g18540
Exons: 3
Coding region: 369-1358 (329 amino acids)
Source: RefSeq, a predicted model, not a curated record
CCGCGCGCGUAGCCCCAUAUUCAUAGAAAUAUGGUAUAGGUAUGCGACUUGGUUUUUGUGGUCAUCGCGCGGAUACCCUGUGGUGUCACUCGCCAGCCAGCCAGCCAGUCAGUCAGCCGCGCAACUCCCAGGCCCCCACUCGGCCCCCCACUAAGCAUGUGAUGACACGUCACGUGAUGACACGUCAUGAUGACGUCACUUCUCACCAAACCGGUUUUUAAACCGGUUUAACAAGAAAGUGCCGACGUGUUUUUCCCUCUUUUUACCCGCCCUACUUUUUUAAUGCUUUAAGUAUAUAAGUUCGUACACGAACAAGGGAAAGCAAAAAAAAACGACAUAAAUUAUUUUUAAGUAUUUCCACUGUGACCAUGGACAACCCUUCACAGUGCGAUAGAAGAGUUGAAGGAGAAGAACAAAGAAGAGGGGAGGAGCGAAUUAAUGAGAGGUCAUGCAGGCCACGAGUGUUGACAGACGAACAGAGAGCUCGUAAGAGGGCGUGUGACCGUGCACUCACCAAGGAACAGAGAGCACGAAAAAGACAGAGGAACUCCGAGUACAAGUUUAGUAAUGAGCAAAAACUGCGGAGGAAGCAAAGGGACUCGGAGUACGAAUUAAAUGAAGAACAGAGGGCUUGUAAGAGGCAAAGAGACUCGGAAUAUGAGCUAGACGAGACACAGAGAGCUUGUAAGAGGCAGAGAGACUCUGAAUAUGAGCUAAACGAGACACAAAGAGCUCGUAAGAGGCAGAGAGACUCUGAAUAUGAGCUAGACGAGACACAGAGAGCUCGUAAGAGGCAGAGAGACUCUGAAUAUGAGCUAAACGAGACACAGAGAGCUCGUAAGAGGGAGAGAGACUCUGAAUAUAAGCUAAACGAGACACAAAGAGCUCGUAAGAGGCAGAGAGACUCUGAAUAUGAGCUAAACGAGACACAAAGAGCUCGUAAGAGGCAGAGAGACUCUGAAUAUGAGCUAAACGAGACACAAAGAGCUCGUAAGAGGCAGAGAGACUCUGAAUAUGAGCUAAACGAGACACAAAGAGCUCGUAAGAGGCAGAGAGACUCUGAAUAUGAGCUAAACGAGACACAAAGAGCUCGUAAGAGGCAGAGAGACUCUGAAUAUGAGCUAAACGAGACACAGAGAGCUCGUAAGAAGGAGAGAGACUCUGAAUAUGAGCUAAACGAGACACAAAGAGCUCGUAAGAGGCAGAGAGACUCUGAAUAUGAGCUAAACGAGACACAAAGAGCUUGUAAGAGGCAGAGAGACUCUGAAAGACUCGAGGCACAGCGUGCAAUGAUGGCAAAAGAUAGCUUGUUUGCUAAAAGGCAAAGAGAAAGCGCUCGUGAGAAACAGGGCAUCUAGAC